Dermacentor andersoni is the source of this 1006-nucleotide messenger RNA. The record is from RefSeq and is a predicted model, not a curated record. Lineage: Eukaryota; Metazoa; Arthropoda; Arachnida; Ixodida; Ixodidae.
AAACUGCCGGAUAUAUUGGUGGAUGUGCUUAUCUGCAAGCUGCGUUCCCGUCGGCCACGUGGUUCUUCCCAGUUACGUGGUGGUGCCGCGGCGUUCUGCAAAGGCGGUACAUGACUAGCACAAAUGCGAUGGCGGUUGAAUGCGCCUCGCAGAAUGGUAUAGCCCAGGAUGCUUGCACUUGAUCUUGCAAUCUCGCAUAUUUCUUUCACCGCGCUCCGUCACACCGUGCCUGGCCGGCUCGGCUGUCGCCGGUCACGCGAUACAGUUGGAAAAAAAAAUUACGAUAGCGCGCGCUUCUCGCCAUUACAUGCUUUGUUCCAUAGCGCCGCAGAAACGCGGUAGCUUUAAAACAUGGCGACCGUGCGAGGAGAACAUCCUUCCGGAGUGAACAGCAGCGUGCCCUGCGACGUGAACUUACCGAUACUUCUGCACGCAGCUGUCAGCAAGCUAAACAAACCUGGUGCCUCUGGACUACGGCACGUUUGCGCAACCGUCGCGAGAGCCGACGACGUACGAACUGUCAUGGAGAACAACACGGAAGUCGUGGUCACUGAAGAAGAAGAGCCUCCUCAAGGAACCGAGACGGAUACUCCCGACACUGACUGGAUUCCAGCCGCAGAAGAGGCCAAGAAGUUGGUUGCGGAUCCCGUACAGGUUCCAGCUUCAAGAAAAGGUCGUCGUGCAACAUUCCACCACAGCGUAGGAGCCGGCCGAAACCAUCGUCUUAUAGCGGCAAAGUCGGCUAGGCAUGCCGCUCCAAGAUCCCAUCUUCCUGCUUGGCGCCGUUCUCCGACUCGUCGCCCAACAAUCGCGACGCCGAUGUAGCACAUAUGCGCCUGUUGUACUUCCGCCCGUGGGCAUUUUGUAAUAUUUAUUAAGCGUCCGGAUGAUCACAUUUCUUAAUGCGACUUUAUUAUUUGGACGAACGCUGCUGUUGCAUAAGCCUUGCUUUCAUAAGCCCUUGCUGUCAUAAUAAACGUGUAAUUACGAUGAAUUUGUCGCUUUC